AUGGUCACUAAAUCUGACCUGCAAAAGCUCUCCGACAGCCUCCAUGAAGCUAUUCGCACUGAGGUAACUACAACAAAGAGGGAUAUAGAUGCGCAUGAUGGGCGCAUGCACACCCUGGAGACUGCACAGCAGGCUAUUACCAGCAGGAUCGAAGCAUCCAACGCGGCAGUAGCCAGACAAGGCUCCAUGCUUCUACACCUUAGGAGACAGACUGAAGACCUCGACAACCGGGGACGCAGGUCUAACAUUCGAAUUCGCAACCUGCCAGAAUCCACAGGGGAAGAAAGUGUGUAA
This is a messenger RNA of Pelobates cultripes (western spadefoot toad), 294 nucleotides long. The record is from the annotation of a GenBank genome assembly. NCBI's taxonomy places the organism in Eukaryota, Metazoa, Chordata, Amphibia, Anura, Pelobatidae.